Eimeria mitis is the source of this 210-nucleotide messenger RNA. RefSeq lists its product as uncharacterized. NCBI's taxonomy places the organism in Eukaryota, Apicomplexa, Conoidasida, Eucoccidiorida, Eimeriidae. The transcript has 2 exons. The record is from RefSeq and is a predicted model, not a curated record. Bases 1 to 210 code for a protein of 69 amino acids.
AUGCAGCGGAAGCUGAGAGAAGCACCAUCGGGGUCUGUAGAGCUGCGAGAAGCAGCACAGCGGCAAGACGAAUUGUUAUUUAAAAUAGAGAUUUUGACGCAGAGACUGAGCAGACACGAAACUCAGGCGCUGCAAAAACUGAAUGAGCUGCAGCUCGCCAUUGCUAGAGACCCCCGCCUGAAGGCCAUGUGGGGGGACCAGUCAGAUUAG